AUGCAUUCCGCUCAGCGCAAAUCCUCGGGACAGUCGCAGCGGCAGUCAUCACUACGCUCAACGCGAUCAGCAAUAGCUGCCGGCACUUCAAUGCGACAAUCUGAUCUCUCUACUGAACAGCAGGGCGUGGCCCAGCCUCAUGAUGACAGCCAACGCCAUGUGCCGGUGGUGACAUCGAAAUGGUGGCAUGUGCACCUAUUUCGUGGCAUGGUGAACGACGUGAAACGCAGAGCACCUUACUACUGGAGUGACUGGACUGAUGCUUGGGAUUAUCGCGUCGUGCCUGCGACAAUUUAUAUGUAUUUCGCUAACCAGAGCUAUGGUGUCAAUGAAGUUCUUCUUGCAUCCGUUCUCGGCGCUAUUGUAUUUGCUCUUUUUGCAGCUCAGCCGUUGGUUAUCGUGGGCGUUACUGGCCCAAUCACUGUGUUCAACUAUACUGUCUAUGAUAUCAUUGCUCCUCGAGGGACUCCCUAUCUUGCUUUCAUGUGCUGGAUCGGAAUUUGGUCUCUGAUCAUGCAUUGGGUGUUGGCCAUUACCAAUGCCUGUAAUGGGCUUACCUAUGUCACGCGUUUCUCUUGCGACAUUUUUGGAUUCUACGUUGCUUGCAUCUACCUGCAAAAGGGUAUCCAAGUCUUGACCAGACAAUGGGGCUCUGUAGGAGACACAUCUGCCUAUUUGAGCAUCAUGGUGGCACUCCUUGUCUUGAUGAGUGCAUGGAUCUGUGGUGAGUUGGGGAACAGUAAUUUCUUCAAGCGUUUCAUUCGGAAGUUCCUCGAAGACUAUGGGACACCCUUGACAAUCAUUUUCUUCACCGGAUUUGUUCACAUCGGUCACAUGAGGGAUGUUGACGUUGCUACACUUCCUACUAGCAAGGCUUUCUUCCCAACCCUCGACCGUUCCUGGCUGGUUCGCUUCUGGGAUAUAAGUAUUGGAGAUAUCUUCCUUGCUAUACCCUUUGCACUUUUACUCACCAUUCUCUUCUAUUUCGAUCACAAUGUAUCAUCUUUGAUCGCCCAAGGAACUGAGUUCCCGCUUCGAAAGCCAGCUGGAUUCCAUUGGGACAUCUGGCUCCUUGGACUGACCACUUUCGUGGCUGGUAUCCUGGGAAUUCCUUUCCCGAACGGUCUCAUUCCCCAGGCUCCAUUCCACACGGCUGCACUCUGCGUCACCCGCCAAGUUGCGGACGAGGAUGACACCAACAAGGGCAAAGCCAUCAGAAUCACAGACCAUGUAGUUGAGCAGCGUGUUAGCAACUUGACACAAGGUCUCUUGACUCUGGGCACAAUGACUGGGCCUCUUCUCAUCGUUCUCCACCUGAUACCACAGGGCGUGAUGGCUGGUCUCUUCUUUGUCAUGGGAGUCCAAGCCCUUCAAGGCAACGGCAUAACCCAAAAACUGAUGUUCCUUGCACAAGACAAGAAAUUCACCCCUGCUUCUGAUCCUCUGAAGAGAAUCGAGCGUCGUACUGCAAUCUGGGCUUUUGUCAUUCUCGAACUAGUUGGCUUCGGUGCGACUUUCGCUAUCACCCAGACUAUUGCGGCGAUUGGAUUCCCCGUCAUCAUUCUGCUUUUGAUUCCUGUGCGCUCGUUCCUUUUGCCAAAAUGGUUUACCCGAGAGGAGCUCGCAGCACUGGAUGGACCGACCGCCAGUCCAUUCACCAUGGAAAGCGUUGGUGGUACACAUGGAAUGGAUGAUGAUGAUGAGGCGGUGGCUACUGGGGCUCAGGGAGUCUCACAUGGAGGCGAAGGGGUACUAAGAGGCAGAAUCUCCACUUCUCCUGAAUCUUCAACAGAGGAAAACGACUUGGAGCGAGGUGAGUCGUAUGAGCUCCCAUCUCGAGCGUCGCACAGGAGGGGCACGACUAGCCAAGUCGACUAG
This is a messenger RNA of Penicillium brevicompactum, 1878 nucleotides long. Its product is annotated as anion exchange family protein. The record is from RefSeq and is a predicted model, not a curated record. Bases 1 to 1878 code for a protein of 625 amino acids. Gene Ontology annotation, cellular component: fungal-type vacuole; plasma membrane. Gene Ontology annotation, biological process: monoatomic ion homeostasis; transmembrane transport; borate transport. Lineage: Eukaryota; Fungi; Ascomycota; Eurotiomycetes; Eurotiales; Aspergillaceae. The transcript has 5 exons. Gene Ontology annotation, molecular function: borate efflux transmembrane transporter activity; solute:inorganic anion antiporter activity.